GAAUCCUAAUCAUAAAAAUGCACAUGUCCAAGCAAAGAAUACUUCUUUUCCCCAUUCCAGGGGAAGUUUGGAAUAAGAAAGCUACAGUUUACAAGCAAAGCAAUCUGAGAAUAGACCAUCCUGGAAACAGAAGACAGGAUCUUGAAACAGACAAUAAUCUACAGUUUGGUGAGAGCUCAACAAUGGCCGAUUAUGGAGGAAGGCAACAGGUUGAGGGGUUUGUUUCUUCUUCUUCCUCUUGGGCAGAGGAUUCAAUUUGCCACUAUUUGGUUGUUCGUCUUCCUGGAUUCAACAAGGAACAGUUGAAGCUUCGAAUUGAUGAGCAUGGCGAUCUAUUGGUUAGUGGAGAGCAGGGAGAAAACGAGAACAAGAUUACCCUCUUUGAGCAGGCCUUUCGAGUGCCACAAGAUUCAGACAAGUACAGUAUAUGUGGAGAAUAUGAAGGCGAGAUACUGUAUGUGAUCGUCCCAAAGAAGGCGAAAGAUCAAGAGGGAGAACCUCGACAUGGAACAGCCAACAUUGUAGAGGAAAGGCAACAUGAGCACGCGAAAGAAGAAGAAGAAGAAGAAGAAGAAGAGCAAGAAGAAGAAGAAGAGAGGGAGGGAAUUUGCCCGGAUGAAGGAUUCGAGGACCCUAACAGAGUGAAUCCAAGGCAGCAGGAGGCUGGUUUGAUGGGCAGUGUUGUGGAGAUCAUAAUCAAGAACAGUGGGACUAUAACUGCACUUAUAAUAGCAUUUUCAUUAGGGGUUUUCGUGUCGCGAAAAUUGCAAUCGAAUACCAGAGCCAAGAAGCAUCUUUCACCUGCAUAGCUAUGUAAUUGAUCAGCAAUGUCUACUAAUGUUAAAACUUCAAACUAGUUGGCAUGGUACUCGGUCUAUGCAGCUGCGGUUCUCCAAGAAAAACCCAAAAAAAAGAAAAAGAAAA
Messenger RNA from Diospyros lotus (date-plum), 924 nucleotides. RefSeq lists its product as uncharacterized. The coding region runs from base 18 to 809 and encodes 263 amino acids. The transcript is spliced from 2 exons. Lineage: Eukaryota; Viridiplantae; Streptophyta; Magnoliopsida; Ericales; Ebenaceae. The record is from RefSeq and is a predicted model, not a curated record.